AUGAGAAAUGUGAGGUCUGCAGAGGAGCUGGGACUUGUCUAAGGUCACACAGCCAGGGAGGUGGAUGUUAUCGUCCCUGCCUCAGGUUUGGAGAAGGAUGCUGGACACAGAGCUAGUGGAUUUGAGAGGCAGGUGUGGUCCCCUGUUCACCUCUGUUGCUCCCCCAACUCCAGAGUGACAGAGCUGGGCCUGGCAGUGGAGCAUCUUCAGAAGCAGAAUCUGGAGAAGGAUCAGGUCAACAAGGACCUCACUGAGAAGCUUGAGGCCCUGGUGAGCUGCAGCUGCCCCUGAGAUGGGGCAGGGUGGGAUGGGGUACCGGCCAGAUCUAUGGACGCAGGCUUAGGGCUGGGCUGCCUGGGCCACCCCCAGCAUCCCACUCACACUCAGGUUCAGCCCUCACAGGUGUGUAGGCUUCGUGGGAAGCACACUCACCUCCUCCAUCCCAUUUCUUCCUCCCAGCAGCCCUGUAGCGUCAUCCUCAUGACACAGAUGGGGAAACUGAGGCCCAAGAGGGGAAAUGCUUGUCCAGUCUCAGAGCCAGUAAGCGGGAGAGUUGGGACUUGAACUCAUGUCCGUGCUCUCCAGGUCCAGAUGCUGCCUCUGGCAACCCAGCUGCCUACCCCCACACAGCCUGGUUUGGUUACCCCUCUGUGUGGGGCCUGGCCUGGGUUCUAGGUCCAGCUCUCCUCCAAUCGACUUUGUGACCUGGGGCAGGACACAGCUCUUCUCUGGGCCUGGUCUGUUCAGUGAGGGCCUCGGGCCUGCUGUGGGGUCUACCAGGUGGCUGGCCUAAUGGACAUGGCUUCAGAGGCCACCUGAUCAGUCGUGGGCCACGGAGGGAGGGAAAGGGGAGGUUUCAGGUAAGACAGAACCCCGACCACCCUUUGUCUCCCUAACCGUACUCCAGGAAUCCCUGUGGCUACAGGAGCAGGCAGCCCUGGAGACAGAGGACGGAGAGGGGCUACAGCAGACCCUAAGGGACCUGGCACAGUAGAGACGGGGUUUCACCGUGGUCUCGAUCUCCUGACCUCGUGAUCCACCCGCCUCGGCGUCCCAAAGUGCUGGGAUUACAAGCGUGAGCCACCGCGCCCGGCCAGGAAGGCUUCUUGUAAGAGGGCGCAUUUGGAAUGAGGCGGCCCCCAGCCUGGCCUGGGCGUCUUUGCCCAGCUAUCCCCGUGGUUCCUAACUCGGCAGCCUCCUUCUGCCUCCCUCCGCUACCCUCAGGCCGUCUUGUCAGACACUGAGAGCCGCAUACAGCUGAGCAGCUCCCAGCGCACCACGGAUGCCUCCGAGGGCAGCCUGCGGGGGCUCUCGGGCCAGCGGACCCCGUCCCCACCGCGGCGCUCCUCACCUGGCUGAGGCCGUUCACCCCGCCGAGGCCCUUCCCCGGCCUGCUGACUCCUCCACGCUCGCCCUGAUCCACUCCGCCCUGCACAAGCGCCAGCUGCAGGUCCAGGACAUGCGUGGGCGCUAUGAGGCAAGCCGGGACCUGCUGGGCACCCUGCGGAAGCAGCUUAGCGACAGCGAGAGUGAGCGGCGGGCCCUAGAGGAACAGCGCAGCGCCUGCGGGACAAGACUGACAGCGCCAUGCAGGCCCACGAGGACGCCCAGCGCGAGGGAGAAGAGCAACCUGGCCCACAGCCUGCAGGUGGCCCAGCAGCAGGCCGAGGAGCUGUGGCAGGAGCGGGAGAAGCUGCAGGCUGCCCAGGAGGAGCUGCGGCGCCAGCGGGACCGGCUGGAGGAAGAGCAGGAGGACGCAGUGCAGGAUGGCGCGUGGGUGUGCUGGGAGCUUCAGCGCAGCCAUAGACAACUAGAGCAGCUGGAAGGGAAGCGCUCAGUCCUGGCCAAGGAGCUGGUGGAGGUGAGGGAGGCACUGAGCCAUGCCACGCUGCAACGGGACAUGCUGCAGGCCGAGAAGGCCGAGGUGGCUGAGGCACUGACCAAGGCUGAGGCUGGCUGCAUGGAGCUUGAGCUCUCCAUGACCAAGCUGAGGGCAGAGGAGGCCUCCCUGCAGGACUCCCUGUCCAAGCUGAGCGCCUUCAACGAGAGCCUUGCUCAGGACAAGUUGGAUCUGAACCGCCUUGUUGCCCAGCUGGAGGAAGAAAAGGCCGCCCUGCAGGGCCGGCAGCGGCAGGCGGAGCAGGAGGCCACAGUGGCGCGGGAAGAGCAGGAGCGGCUGGAGGAGCUGCGAUUGGAGCAGGAGGUGGCGCGGCAGGGCCUGGAGGGCUCCCUACGAGUGGCAGAGCAGGCCCAGGAGGCACUGGAGCAGCAGCUCCCCACGCUGCGCCAUGAGCGCAGCCGGCUGCAGGAGCAGCUAGUGCAGCUCUCCCGGCAGCUGAGCCGGUGGGAGCAGCAGCUGGAGCAGGCCCGGUGGGAGGCCCAGUGGCAGGUGGAGGCGCUGGAGCAAGUGGCCUGCGAGGUGUCCUGUUCCAGAACUACGCGCCCAUGUGUGGGAUUCACCCGGCUGACAUUCUCCCGGUCCCAGAAGGUGCAGCAGCCAGCGGGUUUUGAGAGUCCCAGCCCUUCACUCAGGGUGUCAACAGAGGUGGGUCAGAUGAGAAACCCGGAUUUCUACACACACCUGGCUACAAUGAGAUGGCACCACUCCCCUUCCCCUGCAGAAGCAGACUCGGAAAAAGGUCGUUAAAACAGAAGGUUUCUAUAAAAUACAACAGUCUGAUAACAUAAUACCCAAAAGUCCAAGUUUCCAUUGAAAAUCAUUCGUCAUACCAAGAACCAGGAAAAUCUCAUACUGAAUGAAAACAGGCAGCAAGUACACACUGGCAAUAAGAUGAGAGAAGCGCUGGGAUUGUCUGACAAAGAUCUUAAAGCAAGCAAGCCUGAUGAAAAUGAUUUAGCGAGUAAUUAUGAGCACACUUGAAAUAAAUGGACAAGUAGAAAGUAUUAGCAAAUAAAUACAAGACUUAAAGGAGAACCAAAUGAAGUAUUAGAAGUGGAAAAAUACAACAACCAAAAUAAAAAGUCCGGCACAUAGGCUCAACAGCAGAAUGGAUGGUGCAGAGCAAAGAAAUCCAUCCACUGCAGAUGAAAAAGUAGAAAUUACACAAUCUUAACAGGGAAAAAAUAGACUCGGGGAGAAAGUGAAUAGAACCUCAGGGACCUAUGAAACUACCUCAAAAGGUCUCACUUUCAUGUUGUCAUCUAUGUCUGGAAGGGGAAGAGGAAGACGACAAGGCUGAAAACAUAAAGAAGCAAAUGGCUAAAAGCUUCCCAGAGUUGGCAAGAGACAUAAACCUAUAGGCUUAAGAAGCCGUGAGGACCCCAAAUAGGAUAAAACCCAAAGAGGUCUAUGGCAAGACACGUGAAAAAAUAAAAUGUUGGAAACUAAAGACAAAGAAAAUAUAUUGAAAGCAACAGAGAAAGGUGACACCUUACCUAGAAAGGAAAAACAAUUCCGAUGAUGAUGGAUUUCUCAUCAGAAACCACGGAGGCAGAAAGAAGUUGUGCAGUGCUUUUCAAGCUGUGGAAGAAAAUUGUCAGCCCAGACUCCUCUCUCCAGCAGAAACAUCUUUCAGGGAUUAAGGGGAAGGUCAAAACAGUUUCAGAUUAAGAAAAGCUAAGGACACCUCUGAUCAGCAGUUCUACCCUAAAAGAAAGGCUAAGGGGAGUUCUCUAGACAGAAAGGAAGUGAUUAAAGAAGGAACCUUGGGACAUCAGAAAGAAAGAAAACAGUAAGCAAAAUAGGCCUUCCUUCUCCUCUUGAGUUUUCUAAACUAUGCUUGACAGUUUCAGAAAAAAAUCAUAGCACCACCAUUCGAUGCGGUUCUAACUUUCCAUAAAGAAAAUGUUUGAAAUGGUUAUAAACUGGGAGGGUAAAGAGACCUACAAGGGAGGUAACUCGUCUCUCAUUCACUCAAAUUGGUAAAACAAUGACACCAGUAUACUGUGUGGUAAGAUAUACAUGCACGGAUAUACGAAUGUCUGGAAAAACCAAGAGGGCUAUACAAACAGAUAUACUCAAAAGCACUAUGGAUAAGGCAAAACACCAUUCUCAAAGAUGUUCAAGUCACAACAGGAAGGUAAGAAAAAGAAAGCAUAUCCAGAAAACGAAACCAGGGAGAACAAACAGAAAAGGAAAAAUAAAAUGGCAGACUUAAGCCCUACCAUGCCAAUCAUCACACUAAAUAUCAAUGGCCUGAGUACACCAGUUGCAAGACACAGACUGGCAGAGUAGGUUAAUGGACAUGAACCAACUACAUACUGGCUACAAAGAGACUAACUUCAAAUAUGAUGAUACAGGCAAGUUGAAAUCAAAAGGAUGGGAAAAGAUAAAUCAUGCAAACCUUAGCCAAAGGAAAGCAAGACUGGCUAUAUUAAUGCCAGAUAUAGUGUAUUUCAGAACAAAGAAACUAAUCAGAGACAGAGAGGGAGAUUAUAUAAUGUGGAAAGGACCAAUCCACCAACUCCUCCCCAGACAAAUUCAUAAAUGUCUAUGCAACAACUGAAAGUACUUAACAGAGAACUAGACAAAUCCACAAAUAUAGCUGUAUGCGUCAAUGUCCCCCUUUUUCAACAAUUUAUACAACAACCAGACAGAAAAUCAACAAGAAUAUAGAAGAACCCAACAACACAAUCAACCAGCGGGACUUAAAUUGGCAAUUUUAGAACACCCAACCACACCAGAAUAUACAUUGUUAUGGGAUGCAUUGUGCCCAGCCCCCCCGAAUUCAUAUGUUGAAAUCAGAUUAUUAGCCACUAGUGAUUUACUAAUUAAAACAAUGAGAAAUUGCUACAUACCUAUCAGAAUGGCCAAAAUAAAAGUGUGACCACAUCAAGUGCUGUCAAGGAUUCAGAGAAAGCUGGAUCACUCAUACAUUGCUGGUGGGGAUGUAAAAGGUUACAGCCCACUCUGGAGAAUAUCUGUGUAGUUUUUACUUUUAAAACUCUAUGUACACACAGGAAGGGGAACAUCACACACUGGGGCCUGUUGGGUGGGGGGAAGCGGGAGGGAUAGCAUUAGGAGAUAUACCUAAUGUUAAAUGAAGAGUUAAUGGGUGCAGCACACCAACAUGGCACAUGUAUACAUAUGUAACCUGCACGUUGUGCACAUGUACCCUAAAACUUAAAGUAUAAUUUAAAAAAAAUUAAAAAAUAAAGCAAUAGACUAGUUUUAAUUAAAAAAAAAAAAACUCUACCUGCAACUACCAUACCACCUCGGAAUUGCAUUCCUGCAUUUAUCACAGAGAAAUAGAAUCUUAUGUUCACACAAAACCCAUGUACUUCAAGUUUAUAGCAGCCUUGUUUUUAAUAGCCAAAACUGGGGAAACAAUGUAUACACGACUUUCAUGAGGUGAAUGGUUAAACAAACUGUGGUAUAUAUCCACAGCAUCAAAUAGUUCUCAGUAAUUUUUAAAAAAACAACUAUUGAUACUCACAAUAAUCUGGAUGAAUCUCCACAGAAUUAUGGUGAGUGGACAAAGGGUAAUCCCAAAGGUUACAUGUAGGAUUCCAUUUAAGUAACAUUCUUGAAAUGAAUACAUUAUAGGAAUGGGGAAUAGAUUAGUAGUUGCCAGGGGUUAAGGAGGGAAGGAGGAGCAGCACUGAACAGAAGGGGUCAAGACUAUAAAAAGGCAACAUGAUGAAUCCCGGUGUUGAUGGAAAUGUUUUGUACCUUGCUUGUAUCAAUGUCAAUCUCCUGGUACUAUGGCACUUGCAAUAUUUGCAAAUUUUGUUUAUUUAUUCGUUCUUUUUUUGAGACGGAGUCUUCCUCUGUCACCCAGGCUGGAGUGCAGUGGCGCGAUCUCGGCUCACUGCAAGCUCCGUCUCCCGGGUUCGCACCAUUCUCCUGCCUCAGCCUCCCGAGUAGCUGGGACUAGAGGUGCCCGCCACCACGCCCAGCUAAUUUUUUAUAUUUUUAGUAGAGACGGGGUUUCACUGUGUUAGCCAGGAUGGUCUCGAUCUCCUGACCUCAUGAUCCACCCACUUCGGCUUCCCAAAGUGCUGGAAUUACAGGCGUGAGCCACCACGCCCGGCCACUAUUUGCAAAUAUUACCAUUUUGGAACUAUUACCAAGAAGUUACCAUAGGAGGAAACAGAGUAAGGGGUACAAGGGACCUCUCUUUUUCUGAGUUCUUAAGAUUGUAUAUGAAUUAUUAAAACGUAAAAAUUAACUUUAAAAAA
This is a messenger RNA of Symphalangus syndactylus (siamang), 6141 nucleotides long. RefSeq names its product rootletin-like. Lineage: Eukaryota; Metazoa; Chordata; Mammalia; Primates; Hylobatidae. Gene Ontology annotation, biological process: centrosome cycle. The record is from RefSeq and is a predicted model, not a curated record. Gene Ontology annotation, cellular component: centrosome; centriole.